Chilo suppressalis (striped riceborer) is the source of this 3979-nucleotide messenger RNA. The record is from the annotation of a GenBank genome assembly. Lineage: Eukaryota; Metazoa; Arthropoda; Insecta; Lepidoptera; Crambidae.
UUGGUUUUGACAUUUUACUGACAGUAGUGUAGUGUAUGGAUCUCGAUUGUUUUUAGUAUUUUUCCAUUUUAUCAUUUUAAUUUUCAAGGUUUAUUUCCUAAUGCUGUGACAAAUAUUGAGGCUCUAAGCCUCUAUUACUAUGGUUCUAAACGCCGCUGUGCAGAUGUUAAGGGAGGCAGAAGAAUUAAAACAAAAAAUAUUGAAAUUCAAGAAUGGAACAUCAAUGCUGCAGGAGCGCAGCCUGUGGUCCUCUCAGCAGCAGUUGCAAAAAGUAUAUCAAAAAGUAUUGGUGCUGGACCUUGAUUAUGCAUUGGAGAAGAAGGUUGAACAAGAUCUCUGGAAUGUGGGUUUCAAGCAGCAAAUAGAAGCUCUGCAAGCUAUAUCAAAAGAUAGAAAGAAUCCGUUACGUAGUGAUGGCCAGGCAAUGCUCUCUUGGGUGCUGCAAGCUGCAGCUGGCUUCUACUUGUGCCUACUGCAUCAGAUCUGCACGGCAUUCAAGUUAGACUUGCCAUUCAGACGGCGCGCCUCGUUGCUCGGAUUCGUGGAGGGUUGGGGCGCGGGCUCGGCGGGUUCGGAUGCGGCAGGCAGGAUGCCGGCGCCCGCGGCCGCGCGCUACAUCACCCAGCACUGUCUCGUGCACCUCGGCGACCUGGCGCGCUACCGGCAACAACUACGUGUCGCACAUACCUUCUAUAGACAUGCGCUGGUGGUGUCUGCGCACUCGGGACAGCCUUACAACCAGCUGGCGCUAGUGGCGUGGCGACGCGGACGACGGCUGGCAGCGCUCUACUGGCACGUGCGCUCGCUACUCGUGCGCGCGCCCUUCCCGCCCGCGCCCGCCAACUUGGCGCGCACGCUGCACGCCGCCGCCAGUGGUGGUCUACACCAGGAGAGCGCUCUCCCGGUGCUUCCCGGCGUGACUCCAACAGAAUGUACCGAUAAAACGUCCGUUGCCAGCGCCCGCCUCGACUCGCACGCGUACGUCAAUGAACUGAUACGCGCCAUGCAUAUGAUACACAGCGUCGAGCAACUGGACACCGCCGAGGAGGUAGUAAAAUCACUCAGUUCGUCCCUGCCAGCGCUCGUCGCCUCAGACAGCUUCGAAUCCAUGACUCUGAUUCAGAUGACAUGCGUGCUGAUAUGGCUAGUGCAGUCUGCCACCGAAGACUUCAAGAUAGACAGCUGCUCCCACAGCGAGGGCGAGGUUAGAGCGGCGCAGCUCAGCGAGUGUUUGGCCGCGUCUACCGUGUUAGCGUUGCUUCUACCCGCCUUCUCGCUGCCCACUCCGCCUAGAAGAGCUCUGCCCGCACUGAAGGUUUGGCUGCAGUGGGGCGUGAGUUGCCCGCGAGCGGCGCGCGGGUGGAACGCGGCCGGCGUGUGGCCCGCACUCGCCAGAUGCGUCAACGCCCUUAACGCACAGGACGCAAUCCAGCCGAUCGCAGUGGACACAGCGCCGUUGCCCGAAGAUGAGGAGUUGCAUGGGUUCCUGCCCAUAGAGAAGUCACUGGAGCAGCUGCAGUUCUGCAACCACGCCGCCUGGGACACUUACGGCGGCCGGCUGCCGUCGCCGCCAAAGGAACAACAUCCGCCGUCCGAGGCGUGGCCUUGCGCGUGGGAUCCGGAGCUGCAGCACCGCGUGCGAGUGUUGAGGCUCGUCAAACUGGCACAAACACUAGCGCUGGCCCGCCCCGACAUGCUGCAACACGCGGAAGAAGACGGCGUAUCGUCGUUCUCGUCGCCGGGCGGGGAGGGCGUGAUAGCGGAAGCUAUCGCUCAACUGAAGGCGUAUUCGUCCCCUCCACCUUCGCCCCGCCCCUCCCCCUCCACAUCGCCCCGCCCCCCACAGUCACCCUCGACCGAUCCGCAGUCGCCGGCGCUUCCGCUGCCGCCUGUGGUUAUCUCGGAGGCCGACUUUAGGGAGAAAGUGCGUGAGAAACGUGUGGGCAUACUCAAACCACAAGGGUCCCUGGAGAGGGCCCGCGAGGAACGCGCCAUGGCCUCCACUCAAGACGACCCGGAGCCCGCCUGCCAGGAAGCUGACAUCGCUGAGGACAGCUGCAGUAAGGGCGAGGACAAGAAGGAACUGCGCAAGCCACGCGUCAACAUCGCCAUGGCGGCCAUCAUGAGGAAGCAGGAGGAGACCAACAAACAGGUCAAGUUCGUGACGCCACCACCGACGCCAGACUCCACAGCAGACACCACAGAAAAACCUGAUCAAGACAAACCGAAAGUGAUACAACCCAAAGCUAUCAAGGGUCUCGUCGCAUUACCGCUCGGUAGAAAGACUGGCGGCAUCCUGUCCCUCAAAGACAAGUCCGCGGGCUAUCCGCACCUGGUCAACACCGACCCUGAGCCGGCUAAGAAACCUGAGAAGGAGGAGAAGAAGGACCAAAAAGCCAAUCAGCCAGGGACCAAUCAGAACUCUCAAGGCUUCCAACCGAAGCGACAAGACCAGCCCACCUCGCCCAACUGGAGUCAAAACCCACAGCCGAACACUUUCAACGACGGCCCUAGAAUGAACUUCCAGAAGAACUACGGCAUACAGAACUCGGGCAUAGCCUACAACCCCGCCCACUCUUCGCCCACAAACACUAGCAGUCAAAGCAUCCGCCUGCCCGUCGUCAAUCCCAAGGAGAUAGACGUGAGAACGGCGGCGCUACAAAAGCAAACGUCCCGUUCAGAUAUGUUCCAAGAAAACAACAAGUUCGGCGCGCACGGCUACCAAAUGUCCGGCGACAAGAAGAACUUCCUCAACGAUCUGCCGCCGCGGUUCGCCAACCAAUACCGCUACUGGCAAGCGGCACAGGACAGCCAGAUAUCCGACAACAAGUUCCGAGACGACAACUUCAAGAACAACUCGUUGUUCAACCAGUCGAGCAACUGGCGGGCGCCCCAGCAACCCCAAGAGUUCCAGCAGCCGCCCUGGUGGAAACCGAACACCACCGCUCCCCCCAAUUUCAACUCCAACUUUUCCAACAAUAUGCAACCGAACUACUAUUCGCCUCAUCUGACUUCGAACAUGCAGAAUCCGUACCAAAGCUUACCUACUUUCAAUCCAAUGCAGAAUUCCAACUUAGGGGGGCCUCAGAAGCCCGAGUUGUUGACUCAGCCUGGUUACUCGGCGAUUGGACAACCGCAACUGCAGUCUUUACAGAACAUUGUCAGCUCGCCCAAUUUCAGUUCGUCGCUAAACAACUUCGGUUCGUACGCGCCUCCUGUGGGUUAUGAUUCGUCCAUGUAUCCGCAGUUCGGCAGUAAGCUCAACUACCAGCCUAUGCAGAAGCCCCCGGCUUCCGGCUACCCUGUCUCCAAUAGUAUGAUGGACAUGGGCGGCCUUAGCUUCGGUUCUAACGUGAUGGACGCACAGAGAAACAUGAUAUUCAACGAUGGCCUUGGAGGACGAGACAUGGGUGCGAUGAAGAAUUUGGAACAGAAUGCGGUGGCAGAGGGGUUGAGCGGCGAGCCUUCUACCAACACGUACUCGUUGUUCAGCGGCGCCGCGCCUGCGCCCGGACAGCAUUUACCACAACAGUCUUUAUGGUCUGGCCCCGGGCCCUCGCCCCUGGAGCGUCUGCUGGAGCAGCAGAAGCAGAUGAAGCCGCAGUGACUGAUACAAUCUCACCAGGUGGACCAAUCGGACAUCCAGAACAAUCAUUACAAAAAAUUAUAGUAACUCGUGAUGCACCCAUUCAAAUUUUAUUAAUCUUGUAACGUGAAGUUUUUCAAACGCUACGCGGAAGUAAAGCUAUAAGGCUGUGCGAUUUAGUCAAAAGUAGACUUACUGAUAAACAGGCUACCCGCAAUGAGUCUCCAACAUUCAUCACGCAAUAAUUUAAGUGAAUGUUCAAAAUGAAUGCAGAAUAAACAUAGAUUUUUUUUAUGAAAUCUUGGUUCAACAAACUAAAUAGGGGUGAUGACGGGGUACAGUAGAUGAAAUUCUAUUUAGUCCGUCAGUUAGACGAUCAAAAAAUAAUGGACA